Molecule: messenger RNA, 2912 nt
Organism: Sturnus vulgaris (Common starling)
Lineage: Eukaryota; Metazoa; Chordata; Aves; Passeriformes; Sturnidae
Gene: FNDC7
Product: fibronectin type III domain containing 7
Molecular function (GO): protein binding
Source: RefSeq, a predicted model, not a curated record
GAGCAGCGCUGGCCAGCGGCCUCGGCUCGCCCCGCGGGACCUUCUGACAAGAUGUGCCGUGCAAAAAGUAAAUGGUUAGCGUUCACUGGAGUGCUUCUCAGCUGCCUAGAAAUGAUAUUUUCAGCAAACACAGCUCCAGAUAUACCUGUUAUUGACCGAGCUUAUUCAAAACUUAGCAACAGUAUCACAGUGGAAUGGAGAGCAGUACUUGGGGCUACUAAUUAUAUGCUGACUGCAGAAGAUGGAGAUUCCUUCAUUGAAACAAUAGUAAAAAAUUCUCCAGGCACAGUGACGGGACUGAAGCCUGCCACCUUGUACCGAAUUACUGUCAGAUCUAUCAAUUCAGGAGGAAAAAGCCAGCCUUCACCUUUCAGAAAAGUAAAAACAGUGCUGGCUGCUCCGAUUCUGUCUGUUCAUUCUCCGAGUUGUGACUCCAUUGCAGUGAGCUGGAAAGCUGUGCAUAUGGCAGCUGGGUUCUCUGUGUCACUCAUGAGAUCAGAUGGCUUGGGCAGAAUGCUGAAGCAGAACACCACCAAUACCUCCUUGAUAUUUACAAAUUUAGAUCCAGGAACUCUCUAUACUAUCAAGGCUUAUGCCUGGAAUGCCAAUGGGAUGCCUGGAGAUGAUUUCACGUGUAACCAAAGAACAAGUCCUGAUGCACCAGUGGAUGUUAAAGUAGCUUUCAAUAGUGGUGCUUUAAGAGCUGUUGUCUCUUGGAUGCCAACAGAAGGAGCUCUAACUUACAGUGUCACAGUCUUCAGUGGACUCCUGAAACUGAAGUGUAACACAUCUUCUGCCUCCUGCGUAGUGCCAUCCCUCCAGUGUGGCUCUGAAUACUAUGUGUCUGUCACAGCAUACAAUGAUGCUGGAUCCAGUGAACCUACUGAUGCAGUAAGCUUAAAAACUGUUCCUUGUGCACCAGUAAACAUCUCAAUUGAGGAGGAUGAACCUGGUCACUUGCUGGUAUCGUGGUCUAGUGUCAGUUUGGGUCAUUAUUAUGUGGUUUUUGUGAAGAGUGAUGAUGGCUUGGAAGUGCACUGCAAUACAUCAUAUACUCAAUGCCAUUUCCAGUCUGACUGUGGUUUCACUUACUUCAUUAGUGUCUUUGCAUAUAACAAGGCAGGGCAGAGUCCUUUAGGUGAUGUAUUCAAUUACACUACUGCUCCUUGUUGCCCCAGUGACUUCAGGGUUGUGUUCAUGUCCAGCGACACGGUGCGGAUCACCUGGGCUCCUGUGCGAGGCGCUGACCUGUACGAGACCCGAGCAGCGGGUGGCAGCGGCGUGGUGCUCUGCAGGGACACGGCCACGGCCUGCACCCUGUCGGCUCUGCAGUGCAGCACCCCCUACAACAUCACCGUGUACUCCUUCAGCGAGGCCCGGGGCAGCAACACCUCCUGUGCGCCUCAGCACGUGGCAACAGCUCCCUGCAGUCCUGAAAUUAAAAAUAUUUCAAAGGAGGGUCUAUCUGUAAUCAGUGUGCAGUGGCAACCUAACAAUGAAGAAGCUACGUAUGUUGUCACUGCCAGAGGAGAGGCUGGACUUUGGCAUUGCACAAGCACCAGGAAUUCCUGUACCCUAAUGGAUCUUCCCUGUGGAUCUGCUUUCUCUGUAAGUGCUAUAGCAAGAUCACCAGCAGGACAGAGCUUACCAAGCUACAGUAUCCCUUUAGAGACAGCUCCUUGUUGUCCUAAUGACCUGAUACUAGCCCAAGUGACACAGUCGGUGACCAAUAUCAGCUGGUCUGUUGGGAGGGGUGCACAGACAUAUGUAACAACACUGGAGUCUCCAAAAGGACAGGCAAAGUGUCACACACUUCAGACCUACUGUCUCCUGGGAUGCAUCACUUGUGGCACCAACUAUACAGUGUCUCUGAGAGCCAUUAGUGAGACAGGUUUGACAUCCAGCUGCACCUAUCAGGGAUAUUCUUCCAGUGCUUGCUGCCCUUCUGGGGUGAAACUCUACAGACUCAGCAACAAUGGCAUCAGGGUGUUCUGGCGACCUUCUGAUGAAACAAUAAACUACAACGCUGACUUACGUGGCUCAAAGGGCAAUUUCAGCUGUACCCCCAGCUCGGGUCUGAGUCACUGUGAUAUCACCAAGAUACCCUGUGGGGAUGUCUACACUGUGGUGGUAGCUCCAGUGACUGACAAGGGGCCAAAGGUCACAUUUUGUCCUAAGAAAAUAUAUUCAGUCACCUGUUCUGGAAGCUCUGUUGGAAUGGUUAUUUCUAGAGGAAAGAGCAAUGUAAAACACAUCUAGAUGAAAUUCUGGUUCAGAUGAGUCUUUUUUUUCUCCUGAAGCUGGAAAGACACAUCUGUGUCUAACAGCAACAUUCACAGCUGCUUGAGGACUGGGAGCAGGAAAGCUGAACAUCUAGCCAUAUCUGAGACCUAAUCCAGGCAGGACCUUCUCUCAUACUCCACAGUGGUUACUUUUCUAGCCGACUUUGAAAGCAAAGUUUAAGGUCAAGGGUCCCACAAACGUGUGUAAUCUACAGUCUUCAAAAGCUCAUGUGUACCAAGGUAUCCAAAGACUACAGGGUUUUUAGCACUAUUCUCAGCUUAUAAAACAGACACUAUCCACUCUGGGAACUGCCUUUCUUCAGAGAACACAGCAGGUGUUAGGUAUCAGCCAAUGCUUCUGAUCACUUGUGCAAGGUCUCGUGGGAAUCUCAUGCUUCAAUAAGUUGCUUGUAGAUGGCACAAGAACUAUAUGCUGCUUCUUAAAACAUGAUCUGCAUUUAGUCACAAUCAAGCCUUUCUUUAGGAAACUAUUUAAAACUGCCCUGCAUUAGUUAACAGAAAGUUGGUUUUAUUUCUCAAUAAAAAAAAAAAUUAAACAGCUUUCUUCCCUGAGGGUUCUAUUUCAGUAUUUCUUCUUUGCAGACAUCAUUGCCAAACACUGUCACCACA